AUGAAUAAUACAUUUAAAUAUGAUGAAUUAUGUCCAUGUACAACAAUAACGUAUGAAAGAGCCCCCCGCACAUUUAGUUCCAUUAUUGAAUAUGGAGAUGAGCUAUUAUUGAGCUUUAAUCAGCAACUCCUUAAAGCUGUGCUAGUUGAAAUAUUAUUAACGGAACAUGUGAAAAGGUUAAUUUCAGUUGAGUUAAAAAAUAAGAAUAAGUGCAAGUUAUCACAUACCAGUAAUAGUAACAAUAAUUAUAAUUACAAUAAUAAGAGUAGUAGUUGUAGUAACAAUAAUGAUGAUAAUAGUAAAAAUUUACGUAUAUCCAAAAAAUUCCUUGAGAAUAAAUAUGUGAUGAGACCGUUAGCAAAUAAUGACAUUUUUAAUAAUACCAAACAUAUAUAUAAUGAAGAAUAUUACGGGAUAAAAUAUAAACAUUGUAAAAUAAACAAUCAGCCAGAGUACACUCAUGGGUGUUAUAGGGAAGGUAAAAAAUUUUCCAUUGGUGAUGUAAAAAAUAUAAAUAUAGGUAGUAAAUACGGGGUAGAAGUAAAAAGUAAGAAGGUUAAAAAAAAUAAAAUAAAAAAUAAACCUAUUAAGAGAAAAAAGUACGCCGUAAGAAAAAAAAGCAGAAAAGAUGACGUAAAUAGUAGUAGUACAUUUUUGUCAAAUAAUAAAGGUGCUAUGUGCAUUUUUAAUAAUUAUAUUUCUGAUUAUUUUUUGUGGAAGAAUUUAGUUAAUAGUUUUAACAAUAUAAUACAAAACACUAUUUUUGAGAACAUAUUAAAGUUUAACGUAAGUGGCAAACGUAUGUUAACUAGUAAGAAAUUAAUGAGGUACAAAGAAUGGGAUGUUUCAAAUCUCCAUGCUAAUGUUUCGUUCUUUAUGAAAAGUAUACAAAUGAAUGAUACAAAGGACAAUUUAUUUAUUGUUUUAAGCGAAAUGAAACAAGCUGAAAUGGUGCAUUAUAUCUGUGCAUUAGUUAAAUUGAUGAAAGAUUUUUAUUUUAAUAUAAUUCUUAAAGAAGAGGAGCAGAUGACCUAUUCGGGUAAAAAUUUAUUUUCAUAUAAUAGACCUUGUAUUUUAGUGAAUAGAAGGAGUAGGGUAACAAAUACCAAGGGAUAUAAUAAAAAUUUAAGUAACUAUCCUAGUAAGAGUUUUACCAUGAGUUGCAACUGGGAUUGCCUUAACAUGAGCAGUUUUUUUAAGAGUUUAUUUUUGAACAAUUCCGUUAAUAAUUUUAACUGGAAGCAAGGAAAUGUAAAUACAAAUGAAUUUCAAAAAGGAAAAAUUAAUAUAAGCGAUUUAUUAAAAAAAAUUGCAAAAUGUUUUUUCCGUAUAUAUAACAAAUAUAGUAACAGUGUGAGAAAUGGUAAAACCUUUAUGUCAUAUGGUGAAAUUAAAAAAUUAAUAAAAUAUUUUAUUAUAAUGGAUAAAUUUAUGUUAUCUAGUGAUUUGUGUAAAUGCAAUAAUUUAUUUACCCAAAUCCUUGUUAAAGUAAUAAUAAAUAACAAUUAUGUAUAUAAGAGAGAAAUGUUAAGUUAUGGUAUAAAUGAAGAGUGUCCCCUUUUUAAUUCAUGUACUGAGACAUACACUAAUUUCAUGAUGAACACAGACCAUUUUGCAAAGUACGAUUUCCUUACAUGUAAUUUUAAUAAUAAUUUUAAUGUAAAAAAGAGUAGUACGUUGAGGUUAUUAUGUCGUAACAGCGUUAAAAAUACAUUCAGCCUUUUUAGAAGUAAGUAUACCGUUAAUAAUUAUAAAGGAAAAGAUUAUUAUUAUUAUUAUGACGAUGAUUAUUAUUAUGACGAUGAUUAUAGUUGUAACGAUGACCAUAGUUAUUACGAUGACCAUAGUUAUGACUAUCAUUAUCAUUGUAAUGUGUGCUAUGAAAAAUGUAGUAAUACGAAGAAUGCAGAGUACACUGUAUUUGUCCGUCCUUUGAAUAACUUCAGUAGAAGUACAGAAGUACACACAGGAAAGAAAACAUUAAUUGCAUGUAAGUGCAUUUUAUAUAAAUAUUCAGAACGAAAUAGUAUAAAUUACUGCAUUUGUUCCUUUGACAAGGUGACAAAGGUAAAGGGAAAAAAUGAUGAAGGAGAAGAAGACUGUUUAAAAGUGAUGACAAAGUUGAAAAAGUACUACUUAUAUAAUAGUAAAAUAGCUAAUUGUAGAGGUAAUAAUAAAAGGAUUAACAUUUAUGUUAAUAAUGAAUAUUUCCAAAAAUUCCAUAGGGUUUUGUACAAAUGUAGAAGCUUUUUUAGACACGUUAAAAGUAGAUCAAAUUUCCUAGACUUUACAAAAGUUAUACUUAACAAAAAAACAGAUAUAGUUAUUAUUUUAAAUAGAAAGAGAGUGUUUUAUUCGAAAAAGGCUGAUAAAAAUAAUUUAGGCAAGUUACUGUUCUCUUAUUAUUGGAAACGUAAAUUAAAUAAAAAAUGUUUUCAUAGUAAUAGACGAGACUUCUUCCUGUGUAUACCCAUAUUUGACAGAAAUGGUAUUGAUAUUGGGAAUGUCAUGAAAUGUUAUAAGGAUUUUGUAUUUUCUUGCAGCAGCAACGGAGGAGGAGAGGGAAACAAUAAGAACAGCAGUAGUAGCAAUAAUUAUUCUGGGCACAAUUCAGGCAAUAAUUGUAGGGGUAAUAGUAAUAAUAAUUCUAAGAACUAUGAAGGAAACAAUAGCUCAGGAAAUAAUAACAGUGGAAUGGGUGGAAACAGUGGAAGUGGUGAUAACAAUGACGAUAACAACAGCAGCAAUAACAACAACAAUAAUAACAAUAAUAGAGGAGGUAGUGGCUUCUACAUCCAGGAGGAUGAUGAAGAGAAUCGAAAUAGGGGCAAAAACAAUGGCAGUACCAAUAUAGGUAGCAAUGGGAACGAUUUAGCUAAUAACAGUGUGUUAAAUGAAUACAUAUUAAAUGACCAGAGCUACGUAGAUAAGAACAGUAAGAAUAUAAACAACAAAGCAAGUAGUAGUGACAAUGGUACCAAUAUGAAUGACAUUAAAAUGGGUGAUCCGAAUCACAUGUAUAAUAACAACCAUGAGGAAAAUACAAACAGUAUGAUUAAUAAUAAUUGCGUUGACAACGUUUUUGGUAGUAAUGAAAAUAACAUAUAUAAUAAUGAUAAUAAUAAAACUAACACGAUGUAUGUUGGUAAACAGGAAAAUCCAUUUUUCAUUUCAGAAAAUAAAAUGGGUAGCAUUUACAGAAAUACACCAAAUAGUGUUAUUAAUAGAGGUGGUGGUGGAGCAGGCAUAGAUAUGAAUAAUAAUAGUAAUAGUUAUAUCAAUAGUAACAGUAAUAGUAGUAAUAAUUUAAAUUAUAUGAAUUACAUGAAUAGUAGUCAAAAUACAAAAAAUAAUGUGAAUAGCAUGGCCCAGGGGGGAGGGAUGUUAGGUAACAACAGAAUGAACAGUGCCUCAGUAAAUCAGUUAAUGAAUUUUCCAAAUUCCUUUAUGGGUGGGGGAAUGGCACCACCCGUUGGAAAUAUGCGAAGCCAUGGAACACAGAAUAAUAAUAUGAAUUAUGAAUCGUCUGAUAAUACACAGGAAAUAAAACAAUCAUCACAAUUAUUAAAACAUAAACAAAAUCAAUAUAAUAAUAUGAUACCAUCUUCACAAAACCAGAUUGACAAUAAAAUGAAUAUCAUGCAACAACAUAACAUUAAUAAUAGUGGAAAUAAUAAUGUACCUGCGAAUUUUAUGCCGAAUCAUUUACAUCAUCAAUUUCAAAUACAACAACAAAUGCACUUACAACAUUUAUUGCAUCAACAAAAUUUACAGCAAUAUAACUUGAUACAACAGCAAAACCAUCAACCAAAGUAUUCAAAUCAACAAGGAGUACACAAACAGUCAAAUAUGUCUAUACUAAAAAUGCCACAAAUAUUAUCAUUGAAUUCACCUGAACAAAGGAAUAAUAAUAAUCCUAUUUCUCAAAAAAUGACAAGACAAGUAAUGAAUACAGUAGAUCCAUCGAACAGUAAUAAUAAUAAUAAUUCUCAAAAAAAUAUCAACAGUUCAAAUAUAUCAUCAAUUACAAAUAAUAAUUCCUCAAGUCAUGUAAAUUCCAUGUCUUUGAAAUUUCCAUAUAAAAGUAAUAACACUUCUGUACAAAUGAAUAGUGCAAAUAACAACAGUAAUAAUAAUAACUGCAGUAGUAGUAACAGUAACAACAAUACUCUGAAUAAUCCCUCUCAGCAGAACCAAGUUCAAGGUUUAACUAAUCAACAACAACAUCAACAUAAUAACUUAUCGACGCAGAACAGUAAUAAUUUAUCUCACAAUGUAAAUUCAAAUGUGCAAAAUAUACAACAACAUAGUAAUAAUAGUAACACAUUACCCGGUCAGCAGCAAAAUGUAUCACUUUUAAUGUCAAAUAAACAAAAUUCGCAACAGUUAUUACAACCAUCGUCAUCAUCAAAUCAACAAAAGAGUCAACAAUUAUUUCAACACCAACAGGGUGUUCAGCAGCAAAUAAUGCCAACGCAGAAAACGAUGAACACAACAAGUAUAUCUGGUUCAAUUAAUAAUAGACAGUCAAGUCAUAUCCUAUCAUCGCACGCUUCUUUAAAUCAACAGAAUAUACAGCAGAAUAUACAGCAGAAUAUGCAACAGAAUAUGCAACAGAAUAUGCAGCAGUUUAUUCAUAGUGCUCCUGUUCAUAUGUAUCAACAGCAAUCCCCUAUGUUACAAAGAACAAACGCUUCAGCUCCUCAACAUGUGCCACAUCAACAAGUACCUUACGAAUGGAUGUAUAACCCUUACAUGCAACACCAAUAUAUGCUUCAACAAUGUCAGCUAACACCACAACAAUUGUUCAUGCAGCAGCAGAAGCAGCAAAAUAUGUUACAUCAUCAGCAACAGAAUAUAGCACCAUUACAUUUACAUCAACAGAAACAGGGCAUGCCGCAAUUGCAGCAGCAUAAUGUUCCAUAUUUGCAGCAGAAUCAACAACAGCAGCAUAUGCAGAAUAUGGCACAUAUGCAUCAACAGCAGCACAUGCAAAAUGUACAAAAUGCACAAAACGUGCAACACAUACAAAACAUGCAUAAUGUGCAAAAUAUGUCUGUGCAACAAAUGAAUUUCCCAUUUAAACAGGGUGCUUCUCAGAUGUACCCACAUAUGUCCAAGGUCAAUAUAAUGGGAGGAAGUAAUAAUUACGAAUUAAUGGAAAAUAUAAAUGAUAUGCAAAGAAUGAACAAUAAUGUAUCACAUGUUAAAGGAAGUGCAACAGACAUGUUUAAUAGUAGUGGUAAUAAUAUGAAUAGUAAUAAUAAUAGCAAUAAUUAUAGCAACAAUGGGGGUAACAAUUAUGGCAAUAAUAAUAAUAUAUCAGCGGAAGGAGUUAUGGAAGAAGAUAUAUUCGAUAGUAAUUACCAUUGUGAUAUAUGUAAUAAAGAUAUAACACAUACUAUUCGUAUAAGGUGUGCAGAAUGUGUUGAUUUUGAUUUGUGUGUUCACUGUUUUAGUAGCGGAAAAGAAAUGAAAUCAGAUAAAUGUCAACAUUUUAAUUAUCAUAAUUAUAUACCUAUCCCCAAGUAUGAUUUCCCAUUAUAUAAAUUAAAUUGGAGCGCAGAAGAAGAAUUAUUAUUAUUAGAUGGAAUAAGUAAAUAUGGUUUUGGUAACUGGGAACAAGUAGCUGACCUGGUAAAUUCAGCUGCUAAGAUUCCAAAGACAGAUAGAGAAUGUGAAAAUCAUUAUUGUAAUUAUUAUUUAAAAUCAAGUUGUGCACCUUUACCUGAUAAUAAAAGGUUACUUAUUAAACCGGAUGGUAAUCCGUAUGAUAUAGAGCAUGUUGUAGAAAAGAACAUUAAUGAAAAUGAUGAUUAUGUACAACCGAAAUCUAAAAAAAAUAAUAGAACACAAAUUAUUGGUUAUUGGCCAUUAAGAGGAGAUUUUGAUAUUGAAUAUGAUAAUGAUGCAGAGCUUUUACUUGCAGAUAUGGAAUUUAAAGAAUCAGAUUUACCUCAACAAAAAGAAUUAAAGUUACAAGUUUUAGAAAUAUAUAAUUCUAAAUUAGAUGAAAGAAUUUAUAGAAAGAGAACUGUCAUUGAAAGAGGAUUAUUAGACACCAAAUCACAAAUGCAAAAAGAUAAGAAGAGAACCAAAGAAGAAAAAGAAUUAUAUACUGCUUUAAAACCAUUAUCACGAUUUCAUUCUCCUCAACAUCACGAAUAUUUUAUUCAGCUCUUGCUAGAGGAACAGAAACUGCGUCAAAGGUUAACGAAAUUACAAGAAUGGAAAACUUUAGGUCUUCAAAAUAUUGAACAAGUUCAAGAGUAUGAAAUAGAAAAAAAUAGAAGAGCUAAAGAGGCUAUGAAACAACAAGAAACGUGUGAAAAAAUACCAACUAAAUGUUUAAAAAAUACAAAAAAAGAAUAUAAAAUAAAACAAAAAGAGGAUGAAGAAAUCGAAGAUGGUAAAAAAUUAAAUAUAGAUACCUUUUUAGCUCUUGAUUUGUUAAAUGAAAAAGAAGUAGAAUUUUGUAAAAAUAUGAAACUUCCUAUUUUAUUCUUUUUAUUAAUUAAAAGAUUAUUAAUAAUGGAAAUAUGUAAUAGUAAUUUAAAUGUGUUAAAAGAUAUUAAUGAGUUAAAAUUGAAAGGAUACAAGGUCGGUCAGUUGUAUGACUUUUUUCUAAGUUUUGAUAUAAACCAUAAAGAUGACCUAAUAAAUAAUAAUACAAAUAAUAAUGGUAAGAAUAAUACGUACAUGAGAAAAACAGAAGAUAAAAGAAAAAACCUCAGAAAUAAUUUUGAUGUCAGUUCGUAUAGCAGAACUGAAAAUGUGGAAAUGGAUGCACAAAGUGGUGGAAAUAGUGGAAAUAAUAAUGCAAAUCACGAUAAGAGUAAUAGCGGAAACAAUAAUGAAGGUAACGAUAAUAAUAAUGCUAAUGAUGAGAAUGAUGGUAAUAAUAACAAUAGCAGUAAUAACAAUAGUCGUAACAAUAGCAGUAACAGUAAUAACAAUAAUAAGAACAGCAACAAGAGCAUUAACGAUAACAUUAACGAUAACAAUGACGAUAACAAUGACGAUAACAAUGACGAUAACAUUAACGAUAACAAUGACGAUAACAUUGACGAUAACAUUAACGAUAACAUUAACGAUAACAUUAACGAUAACAUUAACGAUAACAUUAACGAUAACAUUAACGAUAGCAUUAACGAUAGCAUUAACGAUAAAAUUAACGAUAACAUUAACGAUAACAUUAACGAUAACAUUAACGAUAACAUUAACGAUAACAGUUUUAGUAACAUUCAGUGUACAAUGAAUACUUUAUCAAAUGAGAACACUAAAAUUGGUGAUAUCCUUCAUACGCAUGAAACAGUGGAAACGAACUCAUCUUUGAAGGAAAAUUCAGUUUCAGGUAAUUUUAAUAAAAAUUUUAAUGGUAACAUAACAAAUAAAGAUUCUAUAUUACCUAAUCAAACUUUUGAUAAAUCCGAUGAAUAUGAACAAUCAUACUUAAUAGACAAGGAGAAAAAUACAAAAGGUACUAUUAUAAAUACCGAAGGGGAGGGAACAGUAAUAGUAACAAAAGAUAAAAAAUGUAGAGACAGAAAAAUAAAAAAAGAAAAAGAAGAAAAAGGGGCAUAUUCCUUGUUAAUGUCAAAGGAUUCUGAUAACAUCAGCACCAAGGAUGAUGAUCUGGAUCCCAAAAGUUCAGAAAAUUUAUGGAGCCCCUCAAAAAAAAACGGUAUAAAAAAAAAAGAAACAUUACUACUAAUGAAGAAGGAAGAUGUAAAAAUGACAAAGGUUCAUAUAACGUUGAAGAAAAAGACAUGGAAGAAGAAGAAGAAGUAG
Plasmodium malariae is the source of this 7791-nucleotide messenger RNA. It is a transcript of the gene ADA2, whose product is annotated as transcriptional coactivator ADA2, putative. Gene Ontology annotation, biological process: chromatin remodeling; regulation of transcription by RNA polymerase II. Gene Ontology annotation, molecular function: chromatin binding; transcription coactivator activity; zinc ion binding. Bases 1 to 7791 code for a protein of 2596 amino acids. Gene Ontology annotation, cellular component: nucleus. The transcript has a single exon. Lineage: Eukaryota; Apicomplexa; Aconoidasida; Haemosporida; Plasmodiidae. The record is from RefSeq and is a predicted model, not a curated record.